AUGAAUAUUCGAUCAACUUUAAUAUUACUAUGUAUUUUUACUAGUGUUGUUUACUCUGGUCAACAAUUCACUUGGUUAAAUAACAACUUUAAUUAUUUCGAUACUACCAAUUGGAAUCCCAUUGGUAGUCCAUCGUCAGCCGAUGACAUUUCCAUUUCCAAAAACGACUCCUAUGUAAUAAUUAAUAAUAGCUCCACUGUUACCAACUUCAUUAUGAACAGUCCAAAGAAUGCCACUAUGGUCUUUGUCCAACAAGCCUCCCUCAAGGCGCAAUACGCUCAAGUCCAAGGUGGAUCCACCCUGUUUGUUGAAACCAGCUCACAAACUACCCCUGCCCUCCAAGUUUCCGUCCAAACCAAUUUGCUCUCCAACCUCUAUUUUAAAUCUGGAUUUGUAAAUGCUUCAAAUCUUGGAUUUGUAAAUGCAACCGUUCAAUUUGGUAAUGGUGUUCAAAAAUUGGCAACUAAUUUUGCCUCCCUCUAUAAUACAGCAAUGACUCAAAACUCUGGUGCCAGUACUAACUUUGCUGCAGCUGCAAGAUUUACAUUAUCAUCUUUAACAUCAAAUAAUGCUAUUUUCAAUUCAAAUAAUGCUGGGGUUAUUUCAACAAUGCACUCUUCCAACCUUACAUUUAUAGGAUCUACUUUUACAGCUAAUAACUAUUUCCUUCUCGAAACAGUAAAGAUGGUUGUAAAACAAUCGAAUUUCUAUAUCACCAAGCUUAAUUUAGUCCAAGAUGCAAGUUUCUCUGCUGAAAACUCACUGAUUUCCUUUGAUCAGUAUUUCACUACUAUCAGUACCGCUCCAGUUAAAUUAAAGAACUUUUGUAUCCUCCAAAGCACUGCUGCCACCUCGCAAAUGGUUGCCUCAUACAACUCGAUUCUCUACUUUGAGAACACCAUUUUCGAUAUGAAGGGUCAGUUCAUUCUAAGAGACAAUGCUCAACUUAUUUUUGCCGAUUUGAUUCUUCCCAUCAGACCAUUGACCAUCAAGCUCUUUGGUAAUGCCAAGAUCAAGUAUCAAUCAACAUGGUUUGGUGGUGGUCUAUCAUUCAUGAAGCAAGCAUCAAAUUUAGAUGUUACACCAGAAACAACAACAACCACUUCAACUCCAACACCAACACCAACUCCAACCUCAACACAAUCUACUCAACCAAACACUCAAAGUAAUAUUACCGUACCAACCACCAUUUCAACUUUAAGUUUUGAAUUAAAUGAUAACUCUGUUCUUGAAGUAACAAACAAUAUUUUAAAUAAUAUAAAUAUUAUUAAUAAUGGUGAAGGUACCAUUUUAUUUAAUAACAAUGUUACUCUUUCAAAUGUUACAAUCGAAGGAUCAGCUAUUGCUUCAGGCUCAUUGGAAUUAAAUAAGACUACUAUCAAUGGUAAUGUUAUUAACAGUGGCAACCUAUUUGGAAGCGGUACUAUCAAUGGUGGUCUUACAAAUACUGGUAACAUUGGUUCGGCUUUCGAUGUUAAUCAAAUCGUUAUUCAAGGUGCAUUCUCUUCCUCUUCCGCAAGUACCAUUGGCAUUUUAAUUAAUUCUCCAACUAGUUAUUCUCAAAUUAAUAUUACUGGUAGCUUCAAUUUCCUUGGAACUGUAAAUGUUAGAAUCAAUCAAGAUGCUUUGAUUCCAAAUCAAGUCUACAAGAUUAUCAACUACCCAGGUCAAUCAUCGUAUUCCUUUAACAAUGUAACCGUUGUCUUUACCAACUCACCCUCCAGUACAACCGAGCCACUCUCAUAUAGUUUGAUUAGCAACGCUGACAACUCAUUGUCAUUAAAGAUAAACGAAAGAGAGACCACACAAUCAAAGUCAUCCAAUAACAACAACUUGGCCAUCAUCCUAACGGUAUCAGGUGCUGCUUUCCUUUCGAUUUUGGUUGCCACUGCUUUCUUUAUCUACAAGAAGAGAUCAUCAACACUCAACAUCGACAUCGACCAAUCCAAUCAACACAAAGUUGAUAACAUCGAAAUGGUAUCAGUUGAACAACACUUUGCCUACCGAGCUUGA
Heterostelium album PN500 is the source of this 2013-nucleotide messenger RNA. RefSeq lists its product as uncharacterized. The record is from RefSeq and is a predicted model, not a curated record. NCBI's taxonomy places the organism in Eukaryota, Evosea, Eumycetozoa, Acytosteliales, Acytosteliaceae. The transcript has 7 exons. The coding region runs from base 1 to 2013 and encodes 670 amino acids.